AUGGAUCAGAGUAGGCGGAUGAUGGAAUCGUACUCGAGCUCGCGGAUGGUGGACGGUGUCACGGCAAACUACAAGGGCCGGCGGCGAUGGUGUGUGGCGGUCUUCAGUGGGGGGCAUCAGAUGGAGGACCACCUGUUGCAGUUCGACCUAGAGAAGGUGCUCAGGAAAAAAAUACGUGCAGGAAAAAUUGGGUGCAUGUGGCUUCUAAGGAACUUUUUGGUUUUUAGAUUAAUCUCCUGGCACUAUCAAAACAGCUCCAGAUCCUCUGGCCCGCCACCGUCUCCUGUGCUGUCCUUCUUGGUGUCCUUCACCCGGAUUACCGAUCCAAAACUAGCAGAUAGGUUCUCUAACUCACUUCCCCCAAAUCCCUCCACUGUUACAAAAGCGCAGUGCAACUGCUAUGAUUUAGGUGGAUCAUCAUGGAGUGCUUGGAGAGACUACCAUUGCACAAUAAGGGACAAGGCUACAUGCCACAAGAGUCCGAAACAUGAGCAACCUCCUCCAAUGAAGGUUCAGUCCACAGUGGUACUCAGGACUACAAAAUAUCCAAAUAAGGUUGAAAUGAUUAAUGGCUGA
Messenger RNA from Miscanthus lutarioriparius, 576 nucleotides. NCBI's taxonomy places the organism in Eukaryota, Viridiplantae, Streptophyta, Magnoliopsida, Poales, Poaceae. The record is from the annotation of a GenBank genome assembly.